GCCAUGAUUGAAGCUUCAGUUUUUUGACUGCUUCAUAGCAUUUCCAAAUUGUUCGUCUUCCUGUUGACAUUGUUUUUUUUUUUGCCUGCACAAUGUCCGCUCCAGAGAGCAGUUGUCGGCGCGUGAUCCUCAAAAAUUGGGUCGAUGGUCCAUGCCGGAAGUGCUUCGUGCCCUCCUGCGGACCGUGCAUCGACUACAAAGUAACAUCGCCCUCGGGAAGCGUAGUCGAGCCGCAGGCAAAUGUCAUACAGGCCACCAUCGAGCCGGACGGACCCGUGCGGCCAGAGAUCAACAUCCGGGCGGAGUGCAGCAAGGGUCGUCCGCUCCUGGAGUCCGACAAGGAUAAGCUGAGGUGCUGCACCAUGUGCGUGGCCCAGGAGCAGAACAUCCAGCCCAAUCUCUGCUCGGCGGCGUGUAGACCCCUGCACACCAAUUUACACCUGAGCGAGUGGACCAAGCGACCCUUGCCAAAACCCACCUACAAGCAUUCGGUUAUCCUGGACAAUAACACCAUGGUAGGUCGGUGCUUUCCGAUCAAGUUCCAGCUGAAACGCAUGAAGAACAAGUGCCUGGAUUGCGGCAAGGAUCUCUACUUCCGGUAUCCCAUUGCAAGCAAUAGCGACCUGCUGCUUAUAAAAAACUGUUGCGAUGUAGAAGUCUACCCCGCCAUGAAGGUGGAGAAUAUGAACAAUGUAAGAGUGACCAAGAUAUCGGGGGUCAAGAAGUUUGCCAACAGUCUGCUGAAGGAGCGCUCCGAGUGCCGACUGUUCAGCCUGCCCGUCCAGCAAGAACCGUCGUUGGAUGUGAUUAGCAGAAGAAGUACUAGAAAGAGCAGGAAGAGUACCAGAAAGAGCAGGAAGAGUACCAGGAUGAGCCGGAAGAGUACCAGGGCCAGCAGGAAAAGCAGGAAGAGCAGUAACAAAUGAAAUAAAACAUAAAAA
Molecule: messenger RNA, 941 nt
Organism: Drosophila gunungcola (fruit fly)
Lineage: Eukaryota; Metazoa; Arthropoda; Insecta; Diptera; Drosophilidae
Exons: 2
Coding region: 93-926 (277 amino acids)
Source: RefSeq, a predicted model, not a curated record